This is a messenger RNA of Syngnathus acus (greater pipefish), 3060 nucleotides long. RefSeq names its product DEAH (Asp-Glu-Ala-His) box helicase 15 (gene dhx15). Lineage: Eukaryota; Metazoa; Chordata; Actinopteri; Syngnathiformes; Syngnathidae. Gene Ontology annotation, molecular function: ATP binding; RNA binding; RNA helicase activity. Gene Ontology annotation, cellular component: spliceosomal complex; intracellular anatomical structure. The record is from RefSeq and is a predicted model, not a curated record. The transcript has 14 exons. The coding region runs from base 153 to 2294 and encodes 713 amino acids.
GUUGCAGAUGAAGAUGCAGCAGCGUUUGGAGCCGAAGGGGGCGUCCGCUCAGUGCAUCAACAUCUCUCUCGUCAUCCCGAUCAAGCUUGAACGACUCGCAUUCUUGCAAACAUGCCAAGUGUCGAUCCCAUGACAGGUGUACAAGGAUAAACAUGAUGAGGCGUGACCGGGAGAGGGUCCGAGGUGUUGAUGAGUGGUCAAGGGCUGGCCCUCGUGUUCAGCGUGGAAACAUGGAGACCGACCUAGGGCAACCCACCGAGCGAGAGCACAUCAAUCCGUUCACCGAGCUGCCCCGCACGGCUCGCUACUACCAGAUCCUCAAAAAGCGGCAGCAGCUCCCUGUGUGGGACUACCGAGAGAAGUUCACACACAUCCUGAUGAAUCACCAGUGUUUUGCCAUUGUAGGAGAGACCGGUUCUGGAAAGACCACACAGAUCCCCCAGUGGUGCGUGGAAACGAUUCAAUCCACGGCAGGAGCCAAGCGGGCGGUUGCCUGCACCCAGCCCAGGCGGGUGGCGGCCAUGAGCGUCGCCCGGAGGGUAGCCGAUGAAAUGGACGUCACGUUGGGCCAAGAAGUGGGCUACUCCAUCCGCUUUGAGGACUGUAGCUCUUCCAAGACCGUGCUCAAAUACUUGACGGAUGGGAUGUUGCUACGGGAGGCCAUGAGCGACCCACGGCUGGAGCACUACGCCAUCAUCGUGCUGGAUGAAGCCCACGAACGCACGCUCGCUACAGACAUCCUCAUGGGCGUCCUCAAGCGGGUGCUCCGACAAAGAGCCGACCUCAAGAUUGUCAUCAUGAGCGCCACGUUGGAUGCCGGCAAGUUUCAGAAGUUCUUUGACGGCUGCCCGUUGCUGUCCAUCCCUGGACGCACGCACCCCGUUGAGGUUUUCUACACGCCCGAACCCGAGCGAGACUACCUGGAGGCGGCCGUCCGCACGGUGGUCCAGAUCCACAUGUGCGAACAGGACCCAGGGGAUAUUUUACUGUUCCUUACUGGGCAAGAGGAAAUCGAGGAAGCUUGCAAGCGCAUCGAGGCGGAGGUCAACGACCUGGGGCCUGACGCCGGCGAGGUAAAAAUCAUCCCCCUGUACUCCACGUUGCCGUCGCUGCAGCAGCAGCGGAUAUUCGAGCCACCUCCUGCCAAUAAACCCAACGGCGCCUUCGGAAGGAAGGUCAUCGUGUCAACAAACAUCGCCGAGACGUCCGUCACCAUCGACGGUGUCGUGUUUGUGAUCGAUCCUGGAUUUGCCAAGCAAAAGGUGUACAACCCUCGCAUCCGAGUGGAGUCCCUUCUGGUGACGGCCAUUAGCAAAUCGUCGGCGCAACAGAGGAUGGGCCGAGCCGGACGCACGCGUCCCGGGAAGUGCUUCCGCCUAUACACGGAAAAAACCUACAGGACAGAAAUGCAGGACAACGCCUACCCAGAGAUCCUCAGGUCCAAUCUGGGCUCCACGGUGCUGCAGCUGAAGAAGUUGGGAAUUGACGACCUGGUGCGUUUUGACUUCAUGGAUCCACCAGCUCCCGAGACCCUGAUGCGAGCCCUUGAGCUGCUCAACCACUUGGAGGCGCUGGACGACGACGGCGACCUGACGGAUCUCGGCGCCAUGAUGGCCGAAUUCCCGCUGGAUCCGCAGCUGGCCAAGAUGGUGGUCGCCAGCUGCGAGUCGGGUUGCUCGGACGAGGCGCUUUUCAUCACCGCCAUGCUGUCAGUCCCACAGUGCUUCUUGCGACCCCCCGCGGCCAAAAAGGCGGCCGACGACGCCAAGAUGCGUCUGGCUCACCCGGACGGAGACCACCUGACUCUUCUCAACGUCUACCUCGCCUUCCAGCAAAGCCACCGAUCGUCGCAGUGGUGCUACGACAACUUUGUCAGCUAUCGCUCACUGAUGGCGGCGGACAGCGCGCGCCUCCAGCUAGGCCGGAUCACCGAGCGCUUGGGCUUGCCCCGGCGGAGCUGCGAAGGGGACGACGUCCACGUCCGCCGCGCGCUACUUACCGGCUUCUUCAUGCAGGUUGCUCACUUGGAGCGCAGCGGUCACUAUUUGACGGUGAAGGACAAGCAGGUGGUCCAACUUCACCCGUCCAGCGCGCUGGGCCAAAAGCCCGAGUGGCUCCUCUACGGCGAGUAUGUGCUCACCGCCAAGAACUACAUCCGCAUGUGCAGCCGCAUCCACCCGCAGUGGCUUCUGGAAAUCGCCCCGCGCUACUACGAGAUGAGCAACUUCCCGCCGAGCGAAGCCAAGAGACAGUUGCAGCGCAUCAACAGCCAGCUCUCAUCCAAGCAAUUGUGAAGAAAAGAAACUCGAGAUUGGCUUUCAUCCGGUACAGUUCCCAUCUCGUCAGGUCUCGCAUCCGCCGCUCAUCUAUUUUGAGAAUUGGAUUGCUGUCACAUGUACGCCUCUUCCACGUAAUAAACAUGAAUUUUGGUAUAAAACAACCCAGAGUGUCUGUAAUUUAGUCACAGACCUUUAAAAUGUAAGAUGUCACUCGGCUCCCUCUAGUGGUAUGUGACAGAAUCACUUCCUAAGCGCAUUUCAGUUGUAUUUAACUUUUAAGAUCAAUUCGCUAUGGCUUACGAAAAGCUUAAAUACGCUUUUUGGAAAAAAAAAAAUUUCUGGUAAUGAUGAGCAAUUAAGCCUACUAUGCUUCUGUUUUUUUAAAGUCGGCUAUAAUGGUACCCUGUCAAAAAUAUGCCAACGAGCGAGAACGAGAGUAUGACUCAAUCUGCGUCAACUUGUGUGAAAAAGCCUUUCAAGGUGCUAAUUGAAGAGGUUAGCAUGUGUUUUAUUUUUUUUUGUUGCAUUGUUCCAAAAAGCGGGUGGCGCUUUGCCAGCAAGAAAGCGAAAAAGAGUGAGAGUCAUCCCUCCCAAAGUGAAGCCAAUAGAAAGGCCAUUAGUCGGCACUGAUCUGGAAAUUAUAUGGAAUUGAUCCUGAGGUAAGAACACUUUUUCAGGCUCGAUACUUCCCAUCGAUUCCGGCUGCUAUAAUUAUAAAUGAAAAUCGUUACGGAGCCAACUUGUGUUUUGAACUGAGUCGCACACACUCGUGCACACAAAA